Molecule: messenger RNA, 243 nt
Organism: Fusarium sp. VM40
Lineage: Eukaryota; Fungi; Ascomycota; Sordariomycetes; Hypocreales; Nectriaceae
Source: the annotation of a GenBank genome assembly
AUGCUCAGACGCCCUGCGACAACACUGCACAUCACCUCAGAGGAUGUCGCCGCCUAUGAGGAUCGGCGCGCCCGAGAGGCCCUUGUUGCGGCUCAGCAAGCGCGCAGGGCCGCAGCUGUGGCAGCUGCACAGCAGAGCCAGGCCGAUAUGGAGGGCGUGCAUCAGGCGCUGCAGGAGAGGGAGAGGGAUGACGAUAUCAGGAGGGUUAGGGAUGACAGGAUUGGUGUUUCGAGAAGGAGAUGA